GGGGGGUGUCGCCGACACGACCGAUCUAUAUCCCUGGUUCAGGCAUCAUGCCAAAAUGCAGCCCUCUUGGGUGCGUUCGGCAUAGGAGGAGGGCAACACCCAAUCCCCCUUGCCUUCCCCCACUUUCGCCCCCUUUCGCCCACUUUCCAUAUCCCUGGCGGAUAUUCCCUUUCGUGUCUCAAGCCCCUAAGCAUGACCACCAACAGCAUCCCCCUUGCCGAUGUCGCUGGCCAGUUCGACCAGGCCACCCCUGGCACCCCGGGCCACUUUGUCGUGGCCGCUCCGGAUGCAGAUGUCGUUGAUGCGGAGUUCGUGAUCGCCGGCUUUGUCGACGUCAAGGUGUCCCCCGCUGGCGAGGGUGUCUUUGCUGUGACUGCCACCCGCCCGGCCGAGGACUUUGUUGGUGCCCUCACCCUGAAGGACCGCCAGGCGGUGACUGCCACCGCCGACGAGGAGGAGGACCUCAUUGAUGAGAGCACCCUUCUGGAGGAGCAGGAUUACGACGCCCCGGCCGCUGCCGCGGAGGAGGACUCCUGUGGCCCGGCGGUCAUGCGCGCCUGUGCCGACUGCUCCUGUGGCUUCGCUGACGAGCUGGCCCGUAUCAAGGCCGAGGACUCCGGUGCCACGGAUGCCUUCAAGCCGACCAUCCUGGAUGCCAAGACCGGGAAGGCUGCCAUGCCGGUGGCCAACUCCUCUUGCGGGAGCUGUAACCUGGGUGACGCUUUCCGCUGUGCCGGCUGUCCGUAUCGCGGUCUCCCUGCCUUCCGCGACGGCGAGACUGUCGUCCUGGAUCUCGGUGACGACAUUUGAUUGGCCCAUGCCACUGGUGCAUAUGUUCCCGAGUGCGCAUGCUUGCGCGCAUGAGCGUGUGUGUGUGUGUGUGUG
Molecule: messenger RNA, 885 nt
Organism: Fonticula alba
Lineage: Eukaryota; Rotosphaerida; Fonticulaceae
Exons: 3
Coding region: 193-810 (205 amino acids)
Biological process (GO): iron-sulfur cluster assembly
Cellular component (GO): cytoplasm
Molecular function (GO): iron-sulfur cluster binding
Source: RefSeq, a predicted model, not a curated record